Aspergillus piperis CBS 112811 is the source of this 3461-nucleotide messenger RNA. RefSeq names its product cell division control protein Cdc4. The transcript has 3 exons. Gene Ontology annotation, molecular function: protein binding. Lineage: Eukaryota; Fungi; Ascomycota; Eurotiomycetes; Eurotiales; Aspergillaceae. Bases 230 to 3367 code for a protein of 1045 amino acids. The record is from RefSeq and is a predicted model, not a curated record.
GCUGGACGUACGGCCGAUCAACUCCAUCACAUAACAACAAUCCCAUUUUUACCACCAGCUCCUCGACACGAAACAGCCCUCCAGCAGCCAUAUCUGAUGCGUCAUAGCCAACAAGUCUGUCGAAGCUGAUUCAUCCUUGCCACGCCAUCACGCUACUACACGCUCUUCCUAGUAACCCAACCUCGGACAUACCACUGAGUCGGUCGCAUAUUCGUUCGGCAACCUUAUCAUGGAGGAAGAUGGAAAUGGUCGGGGCCUCGGUCCUGGGUCUCCCAGUACCUCCGUCGGUCAAUUUUCCUUCGCCCCUGCUACCCGAACUACUGUUGUUACGACGACAACUACAACCACGACGACGUUCCCUCCCGUGCUCAUUAGGCCGCCACGCGCGACGCAGGAUCUGGAUCCCAAGGUCUACCCACUGGCAUCUGCCCCUACACCAUCGGCGUUGCGGAACAUACGAUUUGAACUUGGUGGUAAAUCGGUUGUGUUCAAUGAACCGGAAGAUACUGCGGGCACAUUAAAUGAGUUGCACGAGAAGAAUGACGCGCUCAAAACCUCGAACGGUCUUGUGCGAUCUGUGGCCUCCUUCACUUCGGACGAUACCCAGCUAUCAAGACGUCUUGCACAUAGAACCUCCAAUCAACCAUCUAACCACCUAUCGAUCUCCAAGCGUCGGCUUACGGAAGCACAACAGGGAUCACUGAGGGCACGUUCCGCGCGAGUGCCGUCAGAGCCUUCGUUCCGUCCAGCUCGUUCUCAUGGCUCCACGCCAGUACAUCCUACCGUGGCUGGCUUAGCCACCCCGGAGACGGAAACCAAUAGCAAUAACGCCAUGGAAGGAAUAUUGUCGAGAAGGAGGAUCCACAGUGCGAGUAAUGCUCGUAGGGAGACAUUACUACGGUCUCCUUUAUCCUCGGAAGUCGAGUCUCAGGGACCCUCGCAGACAGUGGACGCCAGAAAAGAGACUCUGCGUACAAAUACCAUCAUGCAGGAACAUGACAGACAAUCUGGCUGCUCUAAUGAGACCGGUUUUGCUAGACCUGCAUUGGAAAGGACAGGGUCGGACCCUCGGGAACAUCUGACCGGGAUUGCUGCAAGUCAGGAUUCAGGUUAUGAUGCACCGGGUGACAAUUCUCAGAAUCUGCCUACGGAGUCGUCUUCACAGCCUUUUAUCGACAAUAUCGUUGCCCAAGAUAUGUGCUUGCCCAGUCCCAGCUUGUCUCCAGUGGCGGCUUUAAAUGCCGCGAACAUCGAUUCCUCUUCCGAUUCUGCUGAAGACCAAGAGGACACGGACUCCAGCUUUGAUAACAGUGAUUCUCGCUUUAUUGGGCCUUUGCCCGUAGGGGACUCCAACGGCGAAGCGACGUAUGUUGCCAAGCCCGAACAGCUUGCAGGACCCAUGAUGCAACGCCCCACUUCCAUGAUGGACAUACCUAAUGUGCUGGACUUCUUUGACUCGGUACCUGACAGUAUGAAAACAUAUAUGAUGUACCAAUUCCUGAGGCGCUGUCCGAAACAGACGCUGCACUUUGUUGCGGACGUUGUUAACCCUGCCUUGAAAUGUGACUUCCUGUCCCUGCUUCCGCUUGAGCUCAGUCUUAACAUCGUGAAAUAUUUUGACGUUCAGACCAUGUGCCGCGCGGCUCAGGUGUCCAAGAAAUGGAGGCAUAUCAUCAAUUCUGACGAAAAGUCCUGGAAGGAGCUUUUUGACAGGGACGGAUAUGUUCUUCCCGAGGGCGAGUUGGAUCGUGCGAUCAGGGAGGGCUGGGGAUGGCAAUUUCCGAAUGGCUGCGAGGAUUAUGAGAAGGACAUGAGUAUGUCUCCUUUCAUCAAACCAGAUCCAGAAUCUUCUGUUCCUGCCUUGCAAUCCUUUGGUGAGUCUAGUGAUAGGACUCUGUCCGUGAGUCGCCGGCCUAAAAGGAAAGCUUGCACCCGUGUGUCUAGCCGUAAACUUUCGAAGCGAAAGAUCUCCUCCAGUGGCACUGACCACUCUGAGUCUUCGGACUGGAGGAAAGAGGUUUCGGCUUCGGAGGGACCUUAUGCGGCGGCGAACGCUGCGGCGGCGGCCGUCCCAUAUCCGGACAUCGGCUUGCCAUCGCUUCGCGGUCUUCACCUCUACAAAUCGCUAUAUCAGCGUCACCAUUCGAUCCACAGGGCUUGGAUGAAACCAGUUGUCAAGCCAAGACACAUCGCCUUCCGCGCCCAUGAUCGCCACGUUGUCACUUGUCUCCAGUUCGAUACGGAGAAGGUGCUUACUGGGAGCGACGACACGAACAUCAAUGUUUAUGACACUAGGACUGGUGAGCUCAAGGCCACUCUUGAAGGCCAUGAAGGGGGUGUUUGGGCACUUGAGUAUUAUGGCAACACUUUGGUUUCUGGGUCUACCGACAGGUCGGUAAGAGUUUGGGACAUCGAAAAGGCUCGGUGCACACAGAUAUUCCAUGGCCACACCUCCACAGUGCGCUGCCUGCAGAUUGUCUUACCGGUCGAGGUGGGAAAGAAGGCUGAUGGCACACCUGAGAUGAUGCCAAAGGAACCGUUGAUCAUCACAGGCUCUCGUGACUCAAACCUUCGUGUCUGGAAACUUCCUAAACCAGGAGAUCCGGGUUAUUAUCAGAGCGGACCUCAUGUCGAUGACACAGACUGCCCAUACUUUGUCCGUGUCCUCACUGGGCACCAGCACUCUGUCCGGGCGAUCGCAGCGCAUGGUGACACGUUAGUGAGUGGAAGCUAUGACUGCACCGUGCGUGUAUGGAGAAUAUCCACAGGAGAGACUGUACAUCGGCUUCAAGGUCAUACUUUGAAGGUGUAUAGUGUCGUUCUUGACCAUAAGAGAAAUCGUUGUAUCAGUGGAUCCAUGGAUAACAUGGUUAAGGUGUGGUCAUUGGAAACGGGUUCAAUUCUGUACAAUUUGGAAGGGCACACGUCCCUUGUUGGUCUGCUUGACCUCAAGUGUGACCGUCUAGUGUCGGCGGCUGCGGACUCUACGCUGAGGAUCUGGGAUCCUGAAACUGGGCAGUGCAGGAACAUGCUGAGCGCCCACACCGGUGCAAUUACUUGUUUCCAGCAUGAUGGCCAGAAGGUCAUUUCUGGAUCAGACCGGACACUGAAGAUGUGGGAUGUAAAAACUGGGGAUUGUGUCCGAGACCUUCUCACCGACCUUAGUGGCGUGUGGCAGGUAAAGUUUAACGACCGGAGAUGCGUCGCUGCAGUGCAGCGUGACAGCUUAACAUACAUUGAGGUCCUUGACUUUGGCGCUUCCCGCGAUGGAGUACCAAGCGAACAGCUAGGAAGACGCAUCGUCGUCAAUAGAUGGGGUCAGGAAGUCAGUGACACUGACGAAGAUUACGACCUUUCGGACGCCUGAACAUACUACGUCUGUCGCCUACUGCCUACUUCACUGCUUGGGCAGAUGAAGAAACUUUUGUCACUUUGCGACAGGCAACACGAACGGCAAUUUU